Messenger RNA from Zygosaccharomyces rouxii, 858 nucleotides. RefSeq names its product SCF E2 ubiquitin-protein ligase catalytic subunit CDC34 (gene CDC34). The coding region runs from base 1 to 858 and encodes 285 amino acids. The record is from RefSeq and is a predicted model, not a curated record. The transcript has a single exon. NCBI's taxonomy places the organism in Eukaryota, Fungi, Ascomycota, Saccharomycetes, Saccharomycetales, Saccharomycetaceae. Gene Ontology annotation, molecular function: ubiquitin conjugating enzyme activity. Gene Ontology annotation, biological process: proteasome-mediated ubiquitin-dependent protein catabolic process; protein polyubiquitination.
AUGAGUGGACGUAGAAACACCGCAGCUAAUUUAUUGUUACGACAGUACAGAGAGCUUACAGACCCAAAGAAGGCUAUUCCAUCAUUUCACAUAGAACUAGAAGAUGAUUCUAACAUCUUCGUGUGGAAUAUUGGAGUUAUGGUCUUGAAUGAGGAUUCUAUCUAUCAUGGUGGGUUUUUCAAAGCACAGAUGAGAUUUCCAGAGGAUUUCCCCUUUUCGCCACCACAGUUUCGUUUCACACCGGCGAUUUAUCAUCCAAAUGUCUAUAGGGAUGGUAGACUUUGUAUUUCCAUCUUGCAUCAAAGUGGAGAUCCGAUGACGGAUGAACCUGAUGCAGAAACUUGGUCCCCGGUGCAAACAGUUGAAAGUGUUUUAAUAUCCAUAGUUUCUCUAUUAGAAGAUCCUAAUAUAUCAUCACCGGCAAACGUUGAUGCUGCCGUUGAUUAUAGAAAGAAUCCAGAUCAGUACAAACAGAGAAUUAAAUCAGAAGUUGAUAGAUCAAAGCAAGAUUUACCACCAGGCUUUAUCAUGCCAACUUCCGAAUCUGCAUAUGUUUCUAAUACGGGUAAAAAGGAGGAGACUGAAGAUAAUAAGGAUAUUGCAGACAAUUUUUGGUAUGAUAGUGAUUUGGAUGAUGAUGAAAACGCAGAGGGAUUGCAAGACGAUUCUUUUGACUACGACGACGAAGACGUUUAUAACUACCAGGGAACUUAUGGAAACGACGAUGAGGAUAACAUAGAGUUUGAAGAUGACGACGAAAGCAUGGAUAAUGACAGUGUAAUGGAUAGAAAGCAACCUCACAAGGCAGAGGAGGAAAGCGAAGAUCUAGAAGAAGUAGAAAAGAUUGGGAAGAAAUAG